AUGACUGCAGCCGGCGGUCUUCCUUCGCGCAUUCUCCCUCUUCUUCUCUCUCAACCUUUCCCUAGUCAACCCCUUCGGUCAUCCGGCUUGGCCCGCCAUGUCUCCAAGCCGCUGGACCAUCUCAUGAACAGCGGUCAGACCCGCGAGUCCAAGCACCACACCGCCGUGCUUGAAGACGAGGAUGUCGAGACCUUUGUCGCCUUCUGCGAGUAUGCGUACACCGGCGACUACAGCGUCCCGCCUCCCGGGUCCCGCCAGGACGACCGCGAGCCGGUGUCACCGGUCAAUCGUCCGUCGCUCCAGCGAGCCUUCACUGCGGAUAGCGCCCUGUCGCCGACUAAUCAUGCAUACUUGCCGUCCCCGCCGCGGUCUGCUGAAGCCGUUGGAGUAGGCGAGGGUGUAAAGGGCAAUGGUAUUGCGGAAGAGUCUCCUGCGCUGGGAGAAAUCCAUGCCGGGGAGGCACCUGUCUCUGAAGAACGCGGUCGGCGGCCGUCUACCGAUGCGCCUGAUGGGGAUGUAGAACCGUGGGACAUGGCCGGUGACGCUGCGCCGUCGAAGGGAAAGAAAGGCAAGAAGAAGAAGGACAAGAAGAAACAGAAAGAAGAUGUGCAAGUGGACGACCUCACCACCAAGCUGACUCCCCCUACCACCCCUCCGCCUGACAAUUUGCGAGAUGGUGAAGUCCGCGAGGAUACUCCAGAACAGGACGAAGGAGCGAACGAGGCAUCCCAUUUCGAGAGCGCAGCGGAACAGACCGCCCCUGGCCCGUCUCAGGGAACAGAGGACGGCUGGGAAGAGUCUCCGGGCACCACAACCCCGUCCGGCAACGACACGACAACGCCUGAUCCCGAGCCAGCAGACCAGGUCGAGGAGGACGGCAGCCAGGAAGUGGAGCGCCGGAUGGGACCCAUCAUCGACACGUCCUUCGCCAAACAGCACUUCUCCUCCCACCACGAGAAGGGCAUCAGCAUGUGGGACGAGUUCGCGUCGCUGAACUACAUCGACCCGCGCGGGUUCUCCAGCACGCGGCCUCCGAGCGUGCUCUCAACGCAGUCGAGUCGCGCCGAGCUCCCCUACCUCGUCUUCCACGCCAAGUUGUACGUCUUCGCCGCGCGCUAUCUGAUCCCUGCCCUGGCGCAGCUGUGUCUCCGCAAGCUGCACCGCGACCUGGUCAACCUGGGCUUCCCGGACCGCGACGCCCCGUCGGACCGCAAUACGGACGAUGACGAGGCCGCAUCCCUGACGACCACCAAGGCCAAGAUGGUGCUCGACCUCCUCCACUACACGUACACCAAGACCACCCGGCUCGAGCCCAUCUCGCCCGCGGCCGCCACCCAGCUGCGCGACAACGAGCUGCGGAAGCUGGUCAUCCACUACGCGGCCUGCAAGGUGCGGGACCUGGCGGAGUGUUGUCCUCCUAUGGAAGGCAACUUUUCGUCCCUGCGGUACCCGGUGAAGCCGUCUGCUCGCGGCAUGCGUGCUUUGCUGGAUGCCACGCCUGAGUUGGCUUCUGAUUUGGUGUAUCGGAUGAUGUGA
Aspergillus terreus NIH2624 is the source of this 1536-nucleotide messenger RNA. RefSeq lists its product as uncharacterized. The transcript is spliced from 2 exons. Bases 1 to 1536 code for a protein of 511 amino acids. NCBI's taxonomy places the organism in Eukaryota, Fungi, Ascomycota, Eurotiomycetes, Eurotiales, Aspergillaceae. The record is from RefSeq and is a predicted model, not a curated record.